AUGGCAGCUGCAAAAGCUCAUUAUUUUCAUAACUCUACAUGGUCCUCCACAAUAUCAUGCUACGAAGUAGCAGCAAGCAAUCCCAAUAGAAUAUGGAAAAGUGGGCCCAUCCUCGAAGACGAGGGCCAAUUCUUGUGUGUGCAAAUCGCCUACGCUGUAUUUACUUCUAAUAUUUUAUACUACAUCAUCAAACCUUUUCACCAGCCUCGCAUUAUCGCAGAGAUUCUCGCUGGUCUCACUUUAAGUCCUCUAUUUUUGGGACGCACCGUAAUAGGGAAGACGCUUUUGGCUCCAAGAUUACUCCUCAAUAUUGAAACCUACGCUAAUAUUGGCCUCAUGUGCUAUGUUCUUCUCAGCGGUUUAGAAAUGAACUUAGAUACGAUUCUACGAAUCCGAAGGAAGGCCGUAAGCAUCGCCGUUGCUGGGAUUAUCGUACCAGUGGCGAUUGGGGUUGGCCUCUUUGCUAUGUUACGUCAUUUUUAUGAAAAUUCUGCAGCAGAAACCCAUUUCCGUGAGGAUAAAAAAUAUAUCGUUGAGGCGUAUUUAUUCUGGAGUUUGGCUCUAAUCAUCACAGGCUUCCCAAUCCUUGCCCGAGUCCUUACUGAUCUCAAGUUGCUGAAUACGAAGCUCGGCAGAAUCACUUUAACUGCAGCUAUGAUAAGCGACGCCUAUGGUUGGUUUUUGUUCGUGAUAUUGAUUCCAUUUGCCGGUAAUGAUACAAGACCAGUACUGUCGGUGCUAACUACCUUAUUGUUCAUCCUCAUAUGCUUAUUUGCCGUACGCCCAAUCAUUACCCGAUACAUUCAUUACAAAACCGACACAGAUUCGUGGGAGAAUUCUCAGCUGGUCACUACAGUGUUGUUGGGUGCUAUCGUUUGUUCUUAUAUUACAGAUGCGCUUGGCACGCACGCCAUUGUUGGAGCUUUUGUGUAUGGGCUUAUUUUACCUAAUGGGAAAUUUGCUGAUCUGGUGAUGGGGAAGGUAGAUGAUUGUGCUUCCGGGCUUAUAUCAUCACUUUUCUUCUUUCGUUCUGGCUUAACAGUUAACUUGGUCACGGUUGCACAACAAAAAUAUUGGCCAUUGAUGGCCCUCGUUAUCGUCCUUCUAUUCAUCCCCAAAGUCUUGAGCACUUUGAUAACUACCUUCUUCUUCAAUAUACCUGCUCGUGAUGGCUUGGGCAUUGGACUACUUCUCAACACCAAAGGCGUCCUGGCACUGAUCAUUCUAGACAUAGCCUGGGAUAGAAAGGUAUACAUACUAUUUAUUGAAACUGUUUGA
Messenger RNA from Neltuma alba, 1278 nucleotides. RefSeq names its product cation/H(+) antiporter 15-like. Gene Ontology annotation, biological process: regulation of pH; proton transmembrane transport. The transcript has 2 exons. The coding region runs from base 1 to 1278 and encodes 425 amino acids. Gene Ontology annotation, cellular component: membrane; endomembrane system. Lineage: Eukaryota; Viridiplantae; Streptophyta; Magnoliopsida; Fabales; Fabaceae. The record is from RefSeq and is a predicted model, not a curated record. Gene Ontology annotation, molecular function: antiporter activity.